AUGUCGUUCUCAACAAAAAAUGGGCAAACGUACACCGCUAGAAUCAUUGGAUACACGAUUUCCCGCAACAUCCUGGCCAAGAUCGUCGACUCGUACUUUGAUCUGUGUGUGACAAAGUCUCGCAUCGACACUGCUGUGGCCAUGUUGCUCAAACCUGUCAAGUCUGUCACCGACCCAUACAUUUUACGGCCCACCGGGUUGGCCAGGGGUCUCCACCCCCUCUCGGCGGUGUCCUGCUCCAUGACGCCAUGCGGUGUGGCUUCAUGCGUGCGUGGGGAUGCUCAUGGGAGCGGCCAUUAUCCCACCCGGAUGCACCUUUCCCUCCAACCUGGGACUCCGUCCUACCCCCGUGGGUUCGAGAAGGUGGGUAUUUGCCCGUUGUCUCGUGACAUCAUGAUGGCCAAGAUUGUGGGGGACAAGCCUGGUUUGAAGGCGACAACGGUCAUUCAAGCAACGGUGCGUGUCGAAACCCGGGUUGUUGUGCACUUACGCGAGUUGGAGAUUGACAUCGACUCUGCCCGUGUUUUGUGCAUCAACGACGCUGUGGUUCAAGCGUUUACCAACAGAGCCAGCGAGCCCAAAGGUGAAGAUGACUGGAUUCAUGGUGGCUUGCUCAUGACUGCUGACGACAUUGCGAGCAAGGUGGUUGACAAGGAAGCCAAGAAGAAGGAAAAGGAAGAAAUCCUCGUGCAGAAGAAGAAAGCCACUGCACAGAAGAGAGUCAUUGCAGGGAGAACGAAGAAGGCGUAG
Messenger RNA from Aphanomyces astaci, 750 nucleotides. RefSeq lists its product as hypothetical. The transcript has 3 exons. NCBI's taxonomy places the organism in Eukaryota, Oomycota, Saprolegniomycetes, Saprolegniales, Verrucalvaceae. The coding region runs from base 1 to 750 and encodes 249 amino acids. The record is from RefSeq and is a predicted model, not a curated record.